UUUCUGCCUUGGGCCUCUUUUGUCAAAUAUCGCUCAUCUGUGAGUUGAGGCCCUGACUCCCUUCACACAGAAGGAAGUCAUCUCUCUCUGAAGAUGAACUCAACAGACCUCCCUCAGGAUGCUCCCAACACUACCCUGCUACAUGUGCCUCACUCCCAGGGAGAAAACAGCACUGCUGUCCAGGAAGACCUCCAGGACCUCAUCCACACGGCCACCUUGGUGAGCUGUACCUUUCUGCUCGCAAUCAUCUUCUGCCUGGGCUCUUACGGCAACUUCAUUGUCUUCUUGUCCUUCUUUGAUCCGGCCUUCAGGAAAUUCAGAACCAACUUUGAUUUCAUGGUCCUGAACCUGUCCUUCUGUGACCUUUUCAUUUGUGGCGUGACGGCCCCCAUGUUCACCUUCGUGUUGUUCUUCAGUUCAGCCAGCGGCAUACCAGAUGCUUUCUGCUUCACCUUCCACCUCACCAGCUCCGGCUUCAUCAUCAUGUCCCUCAAGACAGUGGCGGUGAUUGCCCUGCACCGGCUCCGCAUGGUGUUGGGAAAGCAGCCGAACCGCACGGCCUCCUUUCUCUGCACUUUGCUCCUCACUCUGCUCCUCUGGGCCACCAGUUUCACACUCGCCACCUUGGCCACCCUGAAAACCAGCAAGUCCCACCUCUGCCUUCCCAUGUCCAGUCUGAUUGCCCGAGAAGGGAAAGCCAUCCUGUCUCUCUAUGUGGUCGAUUUCACCUUUUGUGUUGCUGUGGUCUCUGUGUCUUACAUCAUGAUUGCUCAGACCCUGUGGAAAAAUGCUCAAGUCAGAAAGUGCCCCCCUGUGAUCACAGUUGAUGCUUCCAGACCACAGCCUUUCAUGGGGGCCCCUGUGAAGGGAGGUGGAGAUCCUAUCCAGUGUACCAUGCCAGCUCUUUACAGGAACCAGAAUUACAAUAAACUGCAGCACGUUCAGACCCACGGAUACACCAAGAGUCCCAACCAGCUGCCAACCCCUGCGGCCAGCCGGCUCCAGCUGGUGUCGGCUGUCAAUCUCUCCACGGCUAAGGAUUCCAAGGCAGUGGUCACCUGUGUGAUCAUUGUGCUGUCGGUCCUGGUGUGCUGCCUUCCACUGGGAAUCUCCUUGGUGCAGGUGGUUCUGUCCAGCAAUGGGAGCUUCAUCCUUUACCAGUUUGAACUGUUUGGUUUUACGCUUGUAUUUUUCAAGUCAGGAUUAAACCCUUUUAUAUAUUCUCGGAACAGUGCAGGGCUGAGAAGGAAAGUACUGUGGUGUCUGCAGUACAUAGGCCUGGGUUUUUUCUGCUGCAAACAGAAGACUCGACUUCGAGCCAUGGGAAAGGGAAACCUCGAAGUCAACAGAAACAAAUCCUCCCAUCAUGAAACAAACUCUGCCUACAUGUUGUCUCCAAAGCCCCAGAAGAAAUUUGUGGACCAGGCCUGUGGCCCAAGUCAUUCGAAGGAAAGUGUGGUCAGUCCCAAGAUGUCUGCUGGACAUCAACACUAUGGUCAGAGCAGCUCAACCCCCAUCAACACUCGGAUUGAGCCGUACUACAGUAUCUAUAACAGCAGCCCGUCCCAGGAAGAGAGCAUCCCACAUAACUUACAGCCAGUAAAUUCUUUUGGAUUUGCCAGUUCAUAUAUUGCCAUGCAUUAUCACACCACUAAUGAUUUAAUGCAGGAGUAUGAUAGCACUUCAGCCAAGCAGAUUCCAGUCCCCUCUGUUUAGAGUCAUGGAGGCUAGAGAAUCUUAUGUAAAUGUUUUUGUUUCUGAUACUAAUUGAUUUUUUUAAAUUCUGUGAGACCAGAGGUACAUCAAAACUUAAAGACCUAGACAGUUGACACUAAUGACUCCCUUUUGUCUGAAGUAUUAGCAUCUAUUCGUUUGCUUUGCAGUUUCUUGACGUUUUAAGAGUUGAUGUAAAAGUUUAUUAUUUUACACCUGACCUGUGCUCCAAUCUUUUGUACUAAACUUUUAAAUAGAUGCCAGGGAAUGAUCAUGCUACUGUAUUAAAGUAGGGAAUGAACUGAUUAUGGUCAUUUGAGUCAAUGUUAUGGUUCUUUGAAGUAAGUAUGAGCUGGAAUUUUUAAAGAACGUGAAGGUAUCAUCUUUACUGAGGCAUUAUUUUUAUUAACUGAAUUAUAAAUUUUGACUCUUUGAAGUGUUGAAUUGGGAUCAAUAUACUUUUUUUGGUUGCAGGCUUACUGGAAUAAAUAACACAUUGUUAAAGCAGAAAAUCAGAAAUGUAUUAUCUAUAACUAUUUUUACCAAAAAUACACAAGCAUUACUUUCUUUUCAUAAGACAGCCAACUAAGAAUAGGGUAUUAAGAUUAUUACCAUUUGUAAUUGUAGACAUUAUUAUUUUGUGUCAGCUGAGUAGCUGUAUAGUUCUUUUAAAAAGAAGUCUGGGACUUCCCUGGUGGCGCAGUGGUUGAGAGUCCGCCUGCCGAUGCAGGGGACGUGGGUUCGUGCCCCGGUCUGGGAGGAUCCCACAUGCCGUGGGGCAGCUGGGCCCGUGGGCCAUGGCCGCUGAGCCUGCGCGUCCGGAGCCUGUGCUCCGCGAUGGGAGAGGCCACAGCAGUGAGAGGCUCGCGUACCGCAGAAGUCUGUUUUUUCUUGCUAAAAAUGAAUUAUUCUAUUUCAGAAUGAUCUUACCCAAGAAACCUAGUGAGGAGGACUGCAUCUGUAGUAGAGGGGUGCUCUCCCUGGGGUAGUAGGCACUAACGGUGGUCAUCUCAUCAGGGUGCUGUUAUGUGGGAAGCAGGCUAGACUGUUGUGUGUAGACUCUUGUAUGUACAAGAAGGCAUAAGGAUGAGAUGGGGGUGUUUCUAUCUAUGCUUUCCUUCUGUGUGAGAAUGAUUUGUUAACAACCUGACGAAGACUAUCUAAGUAACUAUUUAGAAAAAUUUUUUGGUCUUUGUUUAUAUAUUACCAUGGUAGAAAAAUUCUUAAGAUGAUCUGUUUUCAAACUAAUUGUGUUAUUUCUCUCCCAUGAAUCUUAAACUGGAAAUGGGCAAUAAGGCAAAAUAGAUUAAGUAUUUCUACACUUAAACUAAUUUUAUUAUAUACUCUGUGAUUCCUAGCAUAACUACUGUAAACUUAUAUUUUUAUGUAAAAAUGUUUUCAUUAUACAGUUGGCAUUUGAACUCAAUACAAUUUUGGAACUAUAACUUCUAGACAAGAUGAGCAUCAAGAUACAAAACCUAUCUUUAUAAAUUGUUAUAUUCAAGAACAGUUAUUGCAGAUUGGAAGGUACUUUGUCCCUUGGAUGAAAGGUGUUCAGUUUAUAGCAUCCUCUCCCAUGCUGUUCCCAAAUACAGAGGUCAUGAGACGCAUGGAGAAGACAGCUGGUACUCAGCUAGAACUCUGCUCAGUCUUAUCUAAUAACUCUUACCUUCCAGGAUCAACCAGUCAUUUCUAUUUCCGAGGCUUAAGUAUGAGAUAUGGAUUUUAUUUUGCUGUUAAAUUCACCUUUUAGGACUCUCUCCCUUCUUUCCUUCUCUCUCUCUUGUCCUUUUAUUUUUGCUGUUAAAUUUUAUAACAGAAGAUAAAAUAUACACUCUUCUUUUUUUCCUUUGGUAAUUGAAUGCUAUUUUUGGAAGUCACUAUGACCUAUUUCAACUGUGCUUUUAUAUUUUUAAUACAACACUAUUUUCAUUUAUUAAUACUUCCAUGAGGUAGGUUCGUAUAUUACCUCUUUUUAACAAAGAAUUAAGAAAUAGAAUAUCCUCUCCCAAGAUCAUUUGAAGAAUUGUGGCAAAUUAGGAAUGAAACUUUUGUCUAAAUUCAGAACCUCGUAUUUAAGUCAAUAAGCCAAACAGCUUUAUAAGUAAUAACAUUGCAAUCAAGAACCUAUUUCAUACUUUUUAAGGUAUGAAUCUCUUUUUUGGCCAGGCAUUUCAAAUGUGACUCAAUAAAAGAUUUUUUAAAAAGUAAUUUCUACUUCUAAAACUAAAAAUGACAGGUUUCCUUUGUGACCUCUGAGUCUGAGAUGAUCUGACCCAUCUUUGGGAGGUAAAAAUCAUAGCAUAAAGACAAUAAGCAUGUGCAUAUGAGGUGUUCAGUCUCUUUAUGCUCAUCAAGAAAUUAUUGAUUUAACUUGCAUGAAAUACAUAGCAGGCUAGAUUCUUAGCCUUUCUGUAUAUUUAUAUCUCUGUAUCUAUGUCUAUGUGUAGAUAUAUGUAGAUACAGAUACAGAGAUAGAUAUAUGUAACUUGUCUCUUCAUAAGUUAUAUAUGUCUAUCUAUAUCUAUGUCUAUAUGGAGAUAAAGAUAUAAAUAGACAUAUAUAACUUUUCCAUAAGGGCUAAAAUGAGAACUUUUAUAAAAGUAAUGAGAAUUCAGUUGAAUAUGACUAAUUAGCAGGGUAUAUUAAUUAUUUCUCUUGAUGCUUUACUGUGAUGCAAAUUGUUCUGAUGUUAACCAUUAGGUCAGAUUUGUAUUUCUGAUGCUUUUAAUGUUCUUUUAAACUAAUGUUUGGAAAAUAAAAAUAAUGAAAAACCUAA
Orcinus orca (killer whale) is the source of this 4492-nucleotide messenger RNA. RefSeq names its product G protein-coupled receptor 75 (gene GPR75). Gene Ontology annotation, biological process: G protein-coupled receptor signaling pathway. Gene Ontology annotation, molecular function: C-C chemokine receptor activity. The transcript has a single exon. The coding region runs from base 94 to 1716 and encodes 540 amino acids. Gene Ontology annotation, cellular component: membrane. Lineage: Eukaryota; Metazoa; Chordata; Mammalia; Artiodactyla; Delphinidae. The record is from RefSeq and is a predicted model, not a curated record.